CGGAAGGUGAGCUCAGCCGAGAGCCCGUCCCACAGCCCCGCGGACUCCUCGGGCUCCGCCGCCUCCUCCAGCCCCAGCACCUGGCACAGCGUGCGGAAGUCCUCGCCGGGGAUGCGGCCCGCCCCGGCGCAGUCCAGGUGGUGGAAGAUCUCCUGCAGAUAAGUCAAGAACCUGCGUAGCUUUGUUGAGGAAUGGAGAACUGUUUGUAGCUCAGGAAGAGGCUAACAUUUUAGCACAGGAGGAAGAUGAGCAUGCUAGGAAAGCUUCUCCACCAGCUUGGCUUAAUGAAGAUUUCCAGGGUCUUAACCCUCCAGCAGGUGUGUCUGCAGGAAAGACUUUUCAGGCUCCUUUCCUGGUUGCUGCACACAAGCCCCGCUCCCAUGGCAGGGGUGAGUACUGUGUGCCUGCUGACCCCGCAGGCUGAGCCCUGGUUCUGUGGGAUCCCUCCCGGGGAAAAUGCAAAUGCUUCUCUUAAAGUCCUCCAAGAGGGAGGAACAAACCUAUAGGAGACAGGAAGUCCCUGGAGGCAUCCAAACAGAUGGACAGGAUCUGGAGUGACCUGGAGAGACAACGUGGUGGGUGCAUUUCCCUCAUGCUUCCCCUGGGACUCAGCAGCCAGGGGCUUUGGCUUCACAUCUGGACACACCGUGCCCGGCACAGUGGGAAGGGAUCCAUGGCAGCCUCGCUGCCCCACUGCUGCUGCUGCUGCUUUGACGCCCUGCAGGGCUGUUUCCCAGCCUGGCCUGGCUGCAGCUUCUGCCCAGCCUCUGCAGGAAGGCAUUUGGCAUCAGCUGACUGGCUGCCCAAACUGCACCCUGGGCCAUGCCCACCCUGAGAUCCCCUGCAAUUUCCCAGUCUCUGAGCACAUCUGGAGGGGCCGCUCUUUGGAAGAGGCAGGGCCCUGGUCUUUCUCCUUAAUCUUAUCCAUUACUUAGACAAGCAUUGCCUCCUGAAGAUGCCACAUUCCCAUUGGGAAACAAACCCACCUGAUUCAGCUGUCCUUUUUCCUUUCUGCAGACAUGGAAGGAGAGCCUGUGCUGACGGCUGCGUUUCCCGGAGAAAGCAGUGGCUCCAUGGCAGCCUCUGCCGCAGGAAGGGAGGCGAUGCCAGGCACAGGCCCCGGAGACUGGGAACGUGACAUCCAUCACUGGGAAACGCUGUUAAAGCACAGUUUAAGGAUGUUGGAGCUUGGUGAUGGUGAACCUGAUGAUGAAGAUGAUCCUGAUGACGAAGAUAAUACUUUUGAUGAAGAUGAUCUGAAUUCCCAACGUGUACUCAUUACUGAGGCUCUGGGCAAUGCUGAGGGUGUGUCUGCAGGGAGGACUUUGGUGGAUGUUGCACACAAGGCCCGCUCCCAUGGCAGGGGUCCUCCAAGAAGGAAGAAGAAACCUACAGGAGCUCGUAAGUCCCUGGACAUUUCCAAACAUCUGGAACAAAAACGGAGUGAUGUGGACAGCCAGCUUGAUGCAGCCAAGACCUCAACAGAUUGGAAAAGCAUGAGAAGAGCUUUCUGCUGGGGAACACCUUGUUUGAUUAAGUUGAUGGCCAUUGUGGCUGGUGCAGCACUGUGCCUGCUUUUGUGCUCUGCCAGAAUCUGGUAUUGCUGGAAGAGAAAACGGUGUUUCUGUGCAUGUUCAGAAGACGCAACUAAAAACAGAGGCAAUGAGAACCUGAAACAUUACCCCACCUCUUCACUUCUGCCCCUAUCUGCCCUGCCAUGGCUGCAUCCCCGCCAUGAGGCCAUCCCAAAACCCACCCCUCCUCAACGAGACCCUCUCCCAGUGAGCCCCCUGGUCCUGUUCCCCGGCCAGGAAUGAAGGUUGGCAGCCCUUGUCUGCCAGGGCAGAGCUUGUCCCACAUUUUAUGUUUAAAUAAAGAAUUAGAGUUUUUGCAGCUAUGUCCAUGUGGUAACAGCAGCAAAGCCCACCUGGCAGCAGCAGUGGCUGAGCUCCAUGCCCAGGAGCAGCUGUGGAUGGCCACGGUGUGGGCAGGCAGGAGCCAGGCAGGGGCUGCUGUGCCCAGCAGCGGGGCCCCGAGGGGAUGGGGGAGCCCAUGCUGAGCGUCCCUGGGCUGAGGGCACAUUUCCUUCUGGGGGAUCAUCUGGGCCUGGACCCGAAGAGGCACACUGGGAUAUUUUGGUGUCCCUGCUGAGGGGU
Molecule: messenger RNA, 2156 nt
Organism: Passer domesticus (house sparrow)
Lineage: Eukaryota; Metazoa; Chordata; Aves; Passeriformes; Passeridae
Exons: 10
Coding region: 1020-1817 (265 amino acids)
Source: RefSeq, a predicted model, not a curated record